Aaosphaeria arxii CBS 175.79 is the source of this 902-nucleotide messenger RNA. RefSeq lists its product as uncharacterized. The transcript has a single exon. The record is from RefSeq and is a predicted model, not a curated record. The annotation marks the transcript as partial. NCBI's taxonomy places the organism in Eukaryota, Fungi, Ascomycota, Dothideomycetes, Pleosporales.
AUGUUCCCCUCGUCCGCCGACGAAACCUCGCUGCCGUUGCUGACGAGGCAGCCCCUCACGACGUCUACUAUGCAACACCUCCCAUCAACGGUGCAGCCCUUCACGACGUCUACUAUGCAACACCUCCCGCCAACGGUGCAGCCCUUCACGACGUCUGCUAUGCAACACCUACCAUCAACGGUACAGCAAUCAAUGCCAGCGUGGCAGAACUCCCGAUCAAAUGACCCAGCUUCGUCAAAAGGUCCAGCUCCAUCAACGGUACAGCGCCCGUCGAAACAUGUACCCAUUUUUUCUCCCGAACAGUAUACGAAGAUGGUGAAAAUGAACUACGAUACGAUCUUGCUUGGCUUCUAUUGGGAUAGCAUAUUAGGCGGCAAUGGCCUCCGCUUUCGGCAUGUAUGUGAAAGGCAGUACACCAUUGAAGAGAUCAUUACUGGUAUCACUUGCAUAUUCAAGGAGCACAACGGACUUCCAAAAGAUUUGCAACCUCUUCUCAAUUUGAAACUUUUCACAAUCGAAGUAGCAAGAAGCAAACCUCCAAAAACUCUGAUUUCAAAAGAUGGAAUUGCAAGAGCCCUUAUAGCCCUUCUUUCCACACCAUUGCAAGUACCGGGCUACAGUGGUCAGAGGAGUGUCAUAGGAUAUGAGGAUAAUGGCAGUACACUUACUCUGAUGCUCGAUGUAACAGAGGAACACAAACAACACUCGAUCUUCUAUGAAGAGGCAGACCUAUCCUGGAGCCAGGUUUUGCGGGUGGUAGAACCACAUCUUCAUAGCAUCAGAGAACACUGGCAUAAUCAAAACCAGAUUGUUGACAACACCAACAACAGUCUUGACAACAACACCAAAAGUCUUGACAACACCAACAGUCUUGACAACAACACCAACAGUCUUGACAACAA